AUGGCAAAACGGACCGUCCAAGUCUUGCUUUUCUUAGGGCUACUCUUCAACAAUACCCGAUGUGCUACACCGAUUGCGCCGCAGACCACCCCCAUACACCAAGCGAACAACGAAGUUCCCCCUGCAUGCGGCGAUUUCCCUGGCAACCCUCCCGACCCUUGUUCUGACACGUUCGGCAACAGCUUUUACGUCGCAGAGAGCUUUAGAGAGCCUCAUAUGCCGUUCGGUGAGAUAACCAAGAUCCUAGAAGUGAUGAUGACCGAACAGUGGCAAUACUCCCUCGAAGACGGCUGGGACGCGCUCGAACCAAUACCCGAUCAUUAUUGGGGUCCCUCUCAUCCCAUACGAUUAUUUGGUUGGCAGCUGAGCUCGUACACUACGGGCGGAACAGGUUCUCCCGAUGCUUUGAACUAUAUAUGGCUCUGGCAGCAUAUGUUUCAAUUUGUCUGGCUCUGGGAAAGCAGAGGAUAUGUUCCCACAUUCAACUUCUCUUUGACUGACCACGAUCGCUGGCCGGACGCAUUAGCACAUACUUUCGUUGUCUCGAAAGAGGAAUGGCAGGUCAAUAAUAAGUCGUUGAGCACUGCGUAG
Molecule: messenger RNA, 591 nt
Organism: Bacidia gigantensis
Lineage: Eukaryota; Fungi; Ascomycota; Lecanoromycetes; Lecanorales; Ramalinaceae
Exons: 2
Coding region: 1-591 (196 amino acids)
Source: RefSeq, a predicted model, not a curated record